Rana temporaria (common frog) is the source of this 1042-nucleotide messenger RNA. It is a transcript of the gene PPIB, whose product is annotated as peptidylprolyl isomerase B. NCBI's taxonomy places the organism in Eukaryota, Metazoa, Chordata, Amphibia, Anura, Ranidae. The coding region runs from base 87 to 737 and encodes 216 amino acids. Gene Ontology annotation, molecular function: peptidyl-prolyl cis-trans isomerase activity. Gene Ontology annotation, cellular component: intracellular membrane-bounded organelle. The record is from RefSeq and is a predicted model, not a curated record. Gene Ontology annotation, biological process: protein peptidyl-prolyl isomerization; protein folding. The transcript has 5 exons.
CCUCGUAUUGGUCUCGCCCCUGUCGCGGUGACGUCACGUCUGCAGUCCCUCUUCUUCUCCCGGUGGUCAGCCACUCUCCUCCUUUGAUGCUGCGGGUGCUGGAGAGGAACAUGAAGCUUCUGUUCGCUGCCGCCCUCAUCGCGGGCUCCGUCAUCUUCCUGCUCUUCCCUAGUGCGUCCGAGGCCGAUGAGAAGAAGAAGGGACCCAAGGUUACCGUCAAGGUGUACUUUGAUAUGAAGAUUGGGGAUGAUGAAAUCGGAAGAGUAGUCAUUGGCCUCUUUGGUAAAACUUGUCCCAAGACUGUUGAGAACUUUGUUGCACUGUCAACUGGGGAGAAAGGAUUUGGUUACAAGGGCAGCAAAUUUCACCGUGUGAUCAAAGACUUCAUGAUUCAGGGUGGAGAUUUCACUAGAGGAGAUGGUACAGGAGGUAAAAGCAUCUAUGGGGACAGGUUCCCUGAUGAAAACUUCAAGCUGAAGCACUUUGCUCCUUACUGGCUGAGCAUGGCAAAUGCUGGCAAAGACACAAAUGGAUCUCAGUUUUUCAUCACCACAGUAAAGACCUCUUGGCUAGAUGGAAAGCAUGUGGUGUUUGGUAAAGUGAUAGAAGGAGAGGAUGUGGUUAGAAAAAUUGAAGCCACAAAGACAGAUUCCCGAGACAAGCCUCUGAAAGAUGUGGUCAUCGUAGACUGUGGAAAAAUUGAGGUAGAGAAGCCAUUUGGAAUUGCCAAAGAAUAAUGGAGCCCACCAGGUCAGAAAACGCUCUUCCAUCACUGGAUCUGCCUGAGCUUGAGGAUCUCUUUACCAGUUGCCUUUGUUCAAGGACUGGCAUUCAGCUGUUUACCACCUAACCAGUACUGUGUAUUUAGCACUGGACUAAUCUGAAAGUGACCAAGACAAGUGACUGUUUAACAUCACUUAUUGGAACACCGUAAAUUGACUUGUACAUUCCACCCACUAAAUGUCCAAAAUUUUUAAAUUGGGAAUGAGAAAAGACCGUGACUAUGUAAAAUUCAUUGGAAUAAACCGGUUUCUAUAAAAUG